UGGUUGUAACAGAGCAGCAGAGAUAUUGAGCUUCAUUUUCUCUUCCUGAACUUCAUUAAGACGGAUAUAGACAAAAACAUGGACAGAAGCUCUGCCUUCAGCAGAAAAUGUUAAGAGAAGAGAGAUAUUUUUAGAACUAGUAUUUAAAUGGAAUUUUAAAGCUGGCAUUGAUGUUCGUCUAAGGAACUAUAAUGAGUUUAUACAGAUAAAAGAUAAGAAGAUUUAAAGAGUUUGCGGAUGGUUCUUGUUACAGUGUUCUAGGGAUAGGAUGAAGAAGAAGGUAUAUUUUGGAAACAGAUGAAGAAUUUUCAUCUUCUGCACUAAUUUUUAACAUUUUUUACAAUUUAAAUCCAUAAUUUGAUUGUUGUACUUUUUUCUCAGCAGCUGUGUGGUUGCAUAUUGAUAAUUUUUUUCAGCUGUCUGUGUAUUGACUUAAACAUUCACCCAUUGCUUAUCAAGUACCUUAUCUUAGAGAAAAACUGCACAGAAAUGUAUACUUCAGGUUUAAUGGAGAAAGGGAUAUGCAAUGCUGUGGAUAUUGAGAAACAGUGUAGAUAAGACAAAAUCAAAUAUUCAGCCAUUUUCCUCAGUCCAGGCAGGCAGUUAUUUGUGAAACUCUGCCAAAAAGCACGGCGCAACAACUGGCUUGAAAGAAUUGAGAGAAAACAUAUCAUAUCCAUCAUAGUUCUUUUUUGCUUCUGUGCACAUAUCUCCAGAGAUUCUGGAAACGGCUGUCUGUCGGAUAGCAAAAUAGUUUGCUGUAGGUACAACAGUUGUUUAGAACGAAGAGAGCAUUAAGUACAGGAAGAAACAGUUGAUCCGUGGCUGAGGAGGAUCGACAAAUGAUAUUAUUAAUUCAGUACCACUAUUGCAAUCGUUCCAUCUGAGAGAUAAUUGCUACACCAGAUCUUCAUGCAACUGUCAAACAGUAUGGAUGGGAAAAGAAGGCAAUCUGAGCCUUCAGUGGUCUAUUCUAGUCUUACUCCAAGAAAAAGGUGUGAUGCCCCGUUGACGUUACGAAACUACAGGCGCCAGGGAAUGGACGGGAACGUCUAUUGUGAGAAACAUGUCCCGGCGUCCAGGAUGCUUGCGGACCUUGAAGUUGACAGGAAAGCUACCAAUGAUUUCUUUGAUCUCUUGGAGCGAAUGCAGAGUCAGCGUUUUGACGAUCAGCGAUGUGAGAUGCCGCUUAAUGUGCAGCGAUAUGAUUUUGUUGAAAUUUUGCUGAGAUUGCAAUCUCAAAGAAUGGAAGAGCAGCGUUGUGAACUGCCUUGUGGGAAGGUUAGUUGCCAAGAGAGAAAGCAUAGAGCAGAGAGCACAGUAGAGAUGAUCUUAAAGGGCCCUGGCCCCUACCCCAUGAUAUCUGUGCCUACAGCAGGUGGUUACUGGGUAGAUGGGACUGAUCACUCCUGCCCUCUGGAUAAUGAGGGAAACCCUACUAUGGCGACACCUGUUGGGCCUUAUAAGGUUGAAGAUGAUGAAACAGUGUUAAAUUAUAGGAGACAUUUCUUAGGGAAGGAACAUUUCAAUUUUUAUGCCAUGGAUGAUAACUUGGGCCCCAUAAUAAUGUCAGUGAAGACAGAAAAUGUGUCCUCCCAGGAACAUGUUCGUAUUAUCCUUAGAACACACAGAGGCACGCAGCACGAGAUUGUCCCAGUGUGCAACUUGGAACCACUUCCAAGUCCUGCGCGAAUGGCUAAAAUGAUAUGCGAUGAUAUCACAACUGAGCAUUUUCACCCUGUAUUGUUUCCGAAGGGAUCAGAGAUGAUUGUCAACUACGAUGAACACAUUCUGACAAAUACUUUUAAGUUUGGGGUCAUAUACCAAAGAUUUGGGCAGACAAAGGAAGAGGAAGUAUUUGGAAACAGGACGCAUAGUGCUGCUAUGGAGGAGUUCCUGAACGUCAUGGGACAGAGAAUACAGCUAAAAGAUUUCAAAGGUUUUCGUGGUGGUUUGGAUACAAAUCAUGGUCAGACUGGAGAAGAAUCUGUUUACACAAAAUUCCGAGACAGAGAAAUUAUGUUCCAUGUGUCAACAUUGUUACCCUACACUGAUAUGGAUCCACAGCAGUUGCAGAGGAAGAGGCACAUAGGCAACGACAUAGUGUCCAUAGUGUUCCAAGAUGAGAACACGCCUUUUGUGCCUGAUAUGAUAGCUUCCCACUUCCUGCACACCUUCAUAGUUAUACAGCCAAUCAAUGCCAAUACAGAAAAUGUAGCUUACAAGGUGUCUGUAACAGCAAGAGAUGAUGUCCCAUUUUUUGGACCAACGCUACCUUCACCUGCUGUGAUUGUAAAGGGACCAGAAUUCAGAGAAUUUCUGCUGACCAAACUGAUAAAUGCAGAAAAUUCAUGUUAUAAGGCCCAGACUUUUGCCAAACUGAAUGAUCGAACUCGGGCAGCCUUGCUAGAAACGCUGUAUCAAGACUUGCUGAGAAAGAACACUUCACUGUUAUCGUACCCAAUCAAUGGAAAGACAGAAAGCAGCCGAUUGGUGGAAACAUUUAAAAAACUGACUGGGCGAGUGCGUACGCAGACGAUAGAUACUAGUUCCUUGCAAGCGUCAAGAAAAUCAGUACUUGCCCCACCCUCUCCUCUAGCAACAGUGGGAGAGACAAACAAGUCCCCAUCUGCAGGCAAGAAAGCAAUGAAGAGUUUGGCACGUCGCUUCUCUAGUGCAGCCUUUGACAGGAAAGAAAAAGAUAGCAGUUCAGAUAAAAGCAGCUGCCAAUGUCGUUUAUCAGACAGUCCAAGUGCAAGCAGUAUCAAUCAGUCAUUUAAGACCUGCAGUCCCCCCUCCAGCCCAGCCUCUAGUCAAGGAAGUAGUGGAAAAUCAAGACAAAGUCAAAGCAAAAUGCAGAUAUCUCCCUCCAACUCUACCAGUAGUUUCAACAGCAUUAUAGAUGAAGGAAUUGUUGAACAGCAGUUUAUUCAUGAUCAUGAUGACUCUGACACAGGACUGGAGAGCAUGUCAUCUGCUGAGACCCCAAAUUGUAAAAGAAUAUCCUUUUCCCACAGCUUCAGUGAGGACCACUCAAGUUUAGCAUUUAUGACAGAUGAAGAUAUUUUAAAGCAGAUAGAAGUUCUGAAAGUGGACAUUGGCAAACUGAAGCAUGAGAAAUCAGACCUACUAAAGCAGAAUGCGACAAAUCAGAAAGAAAUCAAAAAAUUAAAAGAGAAAGAAAUCCGUCUUUCAACAGAAUUGCAAACAGCGCACAAAGAGAUCCACAGGUUACGGACAGUUAUGGCGGACAUUAGUCCCGAGGCAACUGUGUGAUCACAUGACCAUAAGCCAAAGCUGUGUUGUCUAGCUGGUAAUGAAUAUAUUUUCCUAGGCAGAUUCAUCUUAACAAACAGUUUUCACCACAAGUGAAAGCAGUUGACCUCGGACAAUAUUGAAGCUAUUUGUUGUAGAGGGCUAACACACAGUUUUCUUUCACUGAAAACUUUAAAAGGAGAGCAACAAAGUUUCUUUGAAUCACAGACACAUCUUGUGCAAGUUUGACACCAGGGGUGACAAUGAACAUUUGAAAACAGACUUUCACUCAUUCUCUUAGAAAAACAGGAAACUAUGUUUGAAUUAUGAACUUCUCAGACAUACCUGUGGGGUUUUCUCUUUGAAUUAAAGCAAAGGAAUAGACAUUCUUUGAGGACAUCCUUUGCAAAAUUAAGAGAAACAUCUGAAAUGCCAGUUCUAUGUGGUGACCAAGCAAAGUAAUCUUGAAGAAGUAUGGACACCUCUGUUCCAAAUGAAGAAGACAAUCUCAUCUGGCAGACUUUACAUAAGAAUGCUGCUCAAGUAUUUUAAUUAUAAUAAUAAUGAUUAAAUAAUGAUUGAUAUAAUUGAUAAAUGAGUCAUAUUGUCCACUGAAAAUGGGUUUUGCAUUUGUCCAAGUCAAUUCACAAAGCAAAAGUGGCUGUGAGAAGUGAAAAAAUUGUGAUGAAUAAUGGUUCUGGGUUGGUGAAAAUAUGAGCUAAUGAUAGUGUAUGGGGCAAGCUUAUAAUCACAAUCCUCUAAUCUUUCUGUUGUUGCAUUUUUAAAAGUAAUUAUGUUUUAAACACAAAUUGUAAUAAUUCAGGUGCACAUUGGGUGUAGUUUCUAUGUUUGCUGAAUAUGGAUUUUAUUAAUGUGGCAAAGUUAACAUCCUUUGUGAAGCAAAUUGUUUUACUGCAUUUUAAGAGCAUAAAUAAUUUUAAAUAAUUGCAUCCUCUUUAUAGGUUGAACCUGAUUAGUUUUAAAGAUAAAAAAAUGCAACAAUAAAAUAGAGGUUUUUAAACACUCCUUUUAAAAUUCAGUUUAACUGAGUUGUCACAGAUGACCCGUGGACUAUGCUGGACUUGUAACCAAAUGGCGUUUACAAAAGUAAAACUGCUUAAUCACUGCAUAA
Lingula anatina is the source of this 4387-nucleotide messenger RNA. Its product is annotated as rap1 GTPase-activating protein 1. Gene Ontology annotation, molecular function: GTPase activator activity; protein binding. Gene Ontology annotation, cellular component: cytoplasm. NCBI's taxonomy places the organism in Eukaryota, Metazoa, Brachiopoda, Lingulata, Lingulida, Lingulidae. Gene Ontology annotation, biological process: regulation of small GTPase mediated signal transduction. The record is from RefSeq and is a predicted model, not a curated record.